Brassica napus (rape) is the source of this 3244-nucleotide messenger RNA. RefSeq names its product homeobox-leucine zipper protein REVOLUTA. Gene Ontology annotation, molecular function: DNA binding; lipid binding; DNA-binding transcription factor activity. The transcript is spliced from 17 exons. NCBI's taxonomy places the organism in Eukaryota, Viridiplantae, Streptophyta, Magnoliopsida, Brassicales, Brassicaceae. Bases 569 to 3106 code for a protein of 845 amino acids. The record is from RefSeq and is a predicted model, not a curated record.
UCAGACCAGCCACUAUCUCUCUCUCUAUAUAAUUUCUCAAGUGAACACUUGCUUUCGCUCUUGCUUUCACUGAUACAUUUUUUGAGUCUACUUUGCUCUUCAUCCUUUGUUUCUUUCUUUAGGUUUUGGUCUCUCUUACUGUGUAACUACUCACAAUGAUUCAGCUUGGGUUUCUUCUUCUACUGAGAAAGUGUUGUUUGUGUGAUUGUGUUAUUUUCUUGAAAGAAGCUGUAAUUUUCCUAAAAUCUUCGGUUAAGCUUUUUUUUUUACUUGUCUGAAAACACCUUUUUUUUUGCUUUUGUCUCUGCUUCUUGUUCAAACUUUGUGUUCCACUUGUCUGUGGACUUUCACUAGAAGACACGACCUUAGAAUCUUCUUUGUCUGAGAAAACAAAAGAGACAAGCACUUUCACUUACGUUAGGCUUAAUAAACCACAGAUUUUCCGAAGAAGUUAAAGAUAAAAGAAAAGAAGAAACCAAAAGGAAACUGAGACUGAGAGAGAGAAGCUCGCAUCCCAGUGUGAAAGUACAAAAUCCGUCGGGAAUUCGAAGAUUAUUAUUUUUUAAAAAUGGCGAUGGCUGUGGCGGUGGGGAAUCGCCAUGAGAGUGGUGAGAAUAUAAAUCGGCAUUUGGAUAGCAGCGGGAAGUAUGUAAGGUACACGGGGGAGCAAGUGGAGGCACUGGAGCGCGUUUACUCAGAAUGUCCUAAACCCACGUCUCUCCGCCGUCAACAGCUGAUCAGAGAAUGCCCCUUUUUGGCCAAUAUUGAACCCAAGCAGAUCAAAGUCUGGUUUCAAAACCGAAGGUGUCGAGAUAAACAGAGGAAAGAGGCGUCGAGGCUGCAGAGCGUAAACCAGAAGCUUUCAGCUAUGAAUAAGCUGCUGAUGGAGGAGAAUGAUAGGCUUCAAAAACAGGUUUCUCAUCUUGUCAGUGAAAACGGAUACAUGAAGCAGCAGCUCACCUUGACCACACUCGUAAUGCAUCCCCACAAAUAUAUGUAUGAUUCGUUUGGUAUUUACAAAGUUGUGAUGUUAAUUCCGGUGUUUGUGGAUUUUCAGGGGACUGAUGCUAGCUGCGACUCCGUGGAUCCAACUCCUCCUCAGCAUCCCCUUAGAGAUGCAAAUAGUCCUGCAGGAUUGAUGGCGAUUGCAGAGGAGACCUUGGCAGAGUUCCUUUCAAAGGCUACAGGAACUGCUGUUGAUUGGGUCCAGAUGCCUGGUAUGAAGCCUGGUCCGGAUUCGGUUGGCAUUUUUGCCAUUUCACAAAAAUGCUAUGGCGUGGCAGCUCGAGCCUGUGGUCUUGUCAGUUUAGAACCUAUGAAGAUUGUUGAGAUACUCAAAGAUCGACAAUCUUGGUUCCGCGACUGCCGGAGCAUUGAAGUUUUCACAAUGUUCCCUGCUGGUAAUGGUGGAACGAUUGAACUCAUAUAUAUGCAGACAUAUGCACCGACGACUCUGGCUCCUGCCCGUGACUUCUGGACCCUGAGAUACACUACAAGCCUUGAGAAGGGCAGUUUUGUGGUUUGUGAGAGGUCUCUCUCUGGUUCAGGAGCUGGUCCUAAUGCUACUUCCGCUGCUCAGUUUGUGAGGGCAGAGAUGCUUCCUAGUGGCUAUUUAAUAAGGCCUUGUGAUGGUGGUGGUUCCAUAAUUCACAUCGUCGAUCACAUUAAUUUUGAGGGUUGGAGUGUACCAGACGUGCUGCGGCCCCUUUAUGAAUCUUCCAAAGUAGUUGCACAGAGAAUGACAAUUGCUGCGUUGAGAUAUGUGAGGCAAGUAGCGCAUGAGACAAAUGGAGAAGUGGUAUACGGAUUAGGUAGACAGCCUGCGGUUUUGAGAACUUUUAGCCAAAGACUAAGCAGAGGUUUCAAUGAUGCGGUUAAUGGGUUUAAUGACGAUGGGUGGUCCAUAAUGCAUUGUAAUGGCGCAGAAGACAUAACUGUUGCUGUUAACUCUACGAAGCACUUGAAUAGUUUUUCUGAUCCACUCUCUUUUCUAGGAGGUGUGCUCUGCGCCAAGGCUUCAAUGCUUCUUCAAAAUGUUUGUCCUGCGGUUCUCGUUCGAUUUCUAAGGGAGCAUCGGUCUGAGUGGGCUGAUUUCAAUGUUGAUGCAUAUUCUGCUGCCACGCUGAAAGCUGGUGCCUUUGCUUAUUCCGGAAUGAGGCCUACAACGUUCACCGGUAGCCAAAUCAUAAUGCCAUUAGGGAAUACAAUUGAAAAGGAAGAGAUGCUAGAAGUUGUUAGAUUAGAAGGGCAUUCUCUAGUCCCAGAAGACUCAUUUUUGUCUAGGGAUGUACAUCUUCUACAGAUUUGUACUGGGGUUGAUAAGGAUGCUGUUGGAGCUUGUUCAGAGCUUGUAUUUGCUCCAGUCAAUGAGAUGUUUCCUGAUGAUGCUCCCCUUGUUCCUUCUGGUUUCCGAGUCAUACCUGUUGAUUCUAAAACGGGAGAUUCUCAGGACUUGCUUACUGCUAACCACCGGACAUUAGACUUAACUUCAAGCCAAGAUGUGGGUUCUACACCAGAGACGGGUUCUAGUCGGUGCAUACUCACGAUUGCUUUUCAGUUCCCCUUUGAGAAUAACUUGCAAGAGAAUGUUGCCAACAUGGCUUGUCAGUAUGUGCGGAGCGUGAUUUCCUCGGUUCAACGGGUUGCAGUGGCGCUCUCACCGUCUGGGUUAAUCCCGAUUCCUGGUUCCAAGUUGUCUCCGGGGUUCCCUGAAGCUGUUUCUCUUGCAAUAUGGAUCUGCCAAAGUUACAAACAACACUUUGGCUCUGAUUUGCUGAGGACAGACUCACUUGGAGGUGAUGCGUUAUUAAGACAACUAUGGGAUCACCAAGAUGCUAUAUUGUGUUGCUCUUUGAAGCCACAGCCAGUGUUCAUGUUUGCGAACCAGGCAGGUCUAGACAUGUUAGAGACAACGCUCGUUGCGUUACAAGACAUCGCAUUGGAGAAGAUCUUUGACGAGUCAGGUCGUAAAGCCCUCUGCCCAGAUUUUGCCAAGCUAAUGCAGCAGGGAUUUGCUUGCUUACCAUCUGGAAUGUGCGUGUCGACAAUGGGGAGACAUGUUUCGUACGAGCAAGCUGUUUCAUGGAAAGUGUUCUCUGACUGUUAAGACAAUAACAACAAUAGAAUUCAUUGUCUUGCUUUCUUGUUUGCGAACUGGUCGUUUCUCUGAUCUCUGAUCCUCUUGUUGUCUUUAAGGGGGUAUCCUUUACUCAUUUUUGAUUGAUUUAGGUGCUUUAUUUUGUAA